Messenger RNA from Etheostoma cragini (Arkansas darter), 652 nucleotides. It is a transcript of the gene smim7, whose product is annotated as small integral membrane protein 7. The transcript is spliced from 5 exons. The coding region runs from base 108 to 335 and encodes 75 amino acids. Lineage: Eukaryota; Metazoa; Chordata; Actinopteri; Perciformes; Percidae. The record is from RefSeq and is a predicted model, not a curated record.
GCAGGGCGUAAAACCCCAAUCUCAUGUCUCUGAAACGCUAUUGGCCACAUUCCUGAUUGCGUGACGAACACGGAAGUUAGGUGUGUUUUUGACGUGAUGUGAACAAAAUGAUCGGAGAUCUGUUGAUAUUCGGGACCUUACUGGUGAAUGCAGGGGCCGUGCUGAACUUCAAGCUCAAAAGAAAAGAGUCCCAAGGAUUUGGAGAUGAUUCCAAAUCACCGACAACAGGUGACAACAUCAGAGAGUUUCUGCUCAGCCUGCGAUACUUUAGGAUCUUCAUCGCUCUGUGGAACAUCUUCAUGAUGUUCUGCAUGGUCGUAUUGUUUGGGUCAUGAUCAACGUUUUUGGCGACUGGACUUUCAUCAUGAUGCUGUUUCCAAGUUUGAUACUAUAACCUUUUCCUUAAUUAGUUUGUUGUUCUAUUUGUCACUUUAACUGUAAUUAUUCUCUAUUUUCUUCACAACCCCAAAUCAUAAGUCUGCUUCCGGCUGUACAGGAAUUUAUGGAUCGCUGUAUUUAUUUUGUCUUACAGAAGUUGUUACAUUUGUACACUUUGCUUUUAAGCUGUAACUGCACCAACACCCUUGUCUUUGCUGAAUAAAUGUUGUUGUGUGCCCCUGGGCUUCAUUAUAAAACAUGAGAUCAUAUCCAG